Molecule: messenger RNA, 1386 nt
Organism: Thlaspi arvense
Lineage: Eukaryota; Viridiplantae; Streptophyta; Magnoliopsida; Brassicales; Brassicaceae
Source: the annotation of a GenBank genome assembly
UCUCAACUCUCUGUCUUCUCCUUCUCAAUGUCAAAAAAACAGUCCCUCGGUCCAAUGGAGACACCAUCAUCUGGCAAAAGUGUUGAUUGGAUCAGCAAACUCCCCAACGAUGUAUUGCUCAUGAUCUUAUCGAGACUGACCACAGAAGAAGCGGUAAGGACGUGCGUUGUGUCGAAACGAUGGGAGCAUGUGUGGAAGCACAUGUCUCAUCUAGUCUUGGACAUGCGAAAGAUUAUCAAUUCCAGAGAGAUGCUCGAUGUGAGGCAUCGGGUUGCUACCUUGAUGACAAAGGUUAUAAACAAUCACCGUGGACAUCUAGAGAGCUGCGUAAUCGACCACUACCCAUGCACGAUGCUGAAUACUUGGACUCAGUCACUCACCGGCGUAAAACACACCAAGCAUCUUAUACUUAGACGCCAUGGACUAAUGAACCAGAUACUAGAAUUAAUCGACCUUCCCUCAGACUCAUUCUCAUAUCCAAGCCUCACAUCCCUCUCGCUACAUGAAUACAUACUUAAGACCUCACAUUCUUUCAACAACUGCCAAAAUCUCAAGACCCUCAAACUCCAUUGUAUCUUAGCCUCCGAGGUUGGAGUCUUUAACCGAGUCUUGGCAUCUUGCCCUUCCCUGGAGGUUCUUGUACUAGACAUCUCUUGCUCUAAAAAAAGUGGUCCUCUCAAGAUCGACAACAACAUAUUAAAGCUCUUGCAAGUGUCUUGCGAUGAAAUUGAUGGCAUUCAAGUGUCAUCACCUAGUUUGCAUAUACUCGCCAUCGAUCAAGAUUUCUCCUGUGGCAGAGAUGAAUUUGUUCUCACGUCCCCUCGACUCCAGUUUUAUCGAAACUUUUGGCUUACAGGGACAUCAUUGACUCACAUAAGCUACAACAUAUCACAGGAGGAAAAAAACAGCGGGCAUGAAGAAUUUUUGGUCAACACAUCUGAGCUGUUAAGAAUAUCCUUGGCUGCAUCCUUGUCGGUGAGUGUAGAUUUAUUGAAUCCAAGAGAAGUUGAGAGGUUAAGACAAGUCUUACUUCUAUGGACACGUGGAUUAAUGGUAGAGCUUGAGAUCUUAUUUAAGAAUAACAAUGCUCAUGGAGAAGAAAAAGAUGAGUCACCACAGAAGAAGUUGUUGGAGGAGAAUAGCAAAGAACCGUUCCCCAUUGCUGUAUUUAGUGUGGAAACAGUGUGGAUGCAUAACUUCAGCGGUUCAGAGGAAGAGUUUGCCUUGGCGUCGUGUUUGAUCAGGCAAGGGACGGUGGUAAAGAAGAUGAUGAUCAAGACGACAUCCCUUUCUGCAAGGAAGAAGAUGGAGAUAGAAACGGCAGUGGCCAAGCUACAAGCACUUGUAACGAAAAGUCAGUGGCAGCUUACCAUCGAAUGUUUUUGA